GAGAUGCCAACAAAUGUUGAUAUUUUAAACAUAUUUCAGAGAACAUGGGUUUUAGCGAAUCCCAGAGGAUCGAAAAUGCUGGCGUGUGCGCAUGUCAAAUGGCUCUUCAACUUGUGGGUAGGUAAUCGUUGAAUCUUCCAUCGGCUCUCAUGCAGCAAAGCGCAGCGAUGGUUGCUAUCAACCGUGGUUGCUAUCGGAGUGGAAAAAUAAUUUCCGUAAUUCUUUUCAUUGUGUGUUCUAGGCUUGUGAACAGUGACAAGACUAUACACGCAAAAAUCUGACAUCUUGUAGCAAGUCUGCCAACAAGCCGUCAACAAGUUGUGUUCGCACUGCUUGUCCCAAGUUGACAACAAGUUUGGAACAAGCUGUUAACAAUUUGUAACAACCUUGUUGAUAUUAUCAGACUUGUUGCAAGGUGGUCUAACAAGUCUGAUACAGUCAUGAUAUAACAGUACUGUUACAACCUUGUGUCGUCAACCUUGUAACAUUCUUGUUAUAUCAUGACUGUAUCAGAUUUGUUAGAACAACCUUGUAACAAGUAUGAUAAUGCCAUCAAGCUUGUUACAAGUUGGUAACAGCUUAUUCCAAACUUGUUGCAACAACUGGGAACAAGCAGUGCGAACACAACUUGUUGACAGCUUGUGAACGUAUUUGUAAAAUAAUAAUAAUAAUAAUAAUAAUAAUAAUAAUAAUAAUAAUAAUAAUGUAACAACUUGUUUGCAGACCUGUAACAACUUGUGCGUUUUUACGUGUGUAUCUAUUAUGACGAUAACAGACUUGCUACAAGUUGUUCCAACAAGACUAAUACAGGCUGUUCGUAACAAGUUGCUACGAGCUUAUUGUCAUCAACUUGUUAACAACUUGUUACGUGCAGACGAUAUCAGACUUGUUGGAACAACUUGUUGCGAGUCUGUUGGCCUCAUCAACCUUGUUGCAAGAUGAUAACAACUUGUUCCAGACUUGUCAACAACUGGGAACAAGCAGUGCGAACACAUCCUGUUGACAAGUCGGGAGAUUUUUACGCAGCUGUAUAAUUUAACAGCAUAUACCGCUACUUUUUGUAGACACAAAUUUUAAUCUUAGUAUUUAUAUUUAUUUUCUUAGGUGGGAGUAACCGUCUUACCCGAAGAAAUGCUCAUCAAGUACCGCAUGUCGUGAUCUUGGCUGGACCUAAUAAUGUCGGUAUUCAAGCGAUUUGCGCAGCCAGACAUCUAGCCAAUCAUAAGGUAUGUUUAUUUUAGCCGUCUUGUAUCGAACACAAUUUUUGUAGUGUGUUAAUAAGGGUAUAGAAAAAUUAUCGGACCGCGGGACCAUUUGUUCCCAGAAAUUUGAAUGGAAAUAGAGGAGAAUGAAAGAGGAAAAUGUAAAGGCACUUGAUGUUUUCAUCGGCAGAAUUCCAUACGACCGAACCCUAAAAUUUACUAUUACAGGUAAACUACGUGAAGCGUUCCUCUUUUGACUUGCGGGACAAAAUACGACUACCAUGCAUAGAUGCCGUCUUAGGGACUGGUCAUUAUUUAUGGCGGGGGGCACCGAAGAGAAAUGUUUUUCGUGGCAAAAAUUUUGCUGACCCAACCAUUAAAAAGUCAAAAAUUUGAUUACCCAACCUCAAAUAUCAAGUAAAAAAUAAAUACUCACCCCUGGCCAAAAUUAAACUUUGCAAAAGGUUACUAUUCAGUUGCCACAUAUGUCCUUUACCCGAUAUCUGUGACAGGAGUUUGAUAACUGCUUGUGAAAUUUGCUGCAGUCUAAUGUAUCAUGUUGUCUGCACAUGUUCUUUCUUUGGAGACACCAUUUGUCUUCUAACAAAUUGGAAAAUGAUCAAGACAGUGACUGAUUGAUUCACAUAUUGUAUUGACAUAUGACUAUAACUUUUUAUUACCCAACCGUUGAGUUGUUUUGUUUUUCAUUUACCCAACCUUUUACUCACUCGAAAUUUAGUUUACCCAACCAUUUUCUCUUCGGUGCCACCCCCCCCCCCCGCCAUAAAUAAUGGCCGGUCCCUUAUUAGUAUUCGUUACAUAAAGUAUUCUAAUGAAGAUGAGUUUUAUCAGGUAUAAAGCCUCUUCACGUGACAUAUUAUGGCUGACAUGAUAUGCCAAUAAGCUUAUGAAUUAUUAAUGAGUGUUCAAUAAUCACCAUGUAUAGUAUUAAGUACUGUUUAAUAAAUGAGCAGGAGUGUUUUAUUAGGUUUAAAGCCACGAGCGCGCAGCGCGAGUGGCUUUAGACCUAAUAAAACACGACCUGCGAGUUUAUUAAACGGCUUCAAACACGACUACAAAUUCAAUAGAUAUACUGCCUACCCUUAUUAGUAUUCUUUAUAUAAAGAAUACUAAUGAGGACACGACUACAAUAGAUACUGCCUUAUUAGUAUUCAUUAUAUAAAGAAUACUAAUUAGGAGUGUUUUAUCAGGUUUAAAGCCACUGCACGUGACAUAUUAUGGUUCACAUGAUUUGCCAAUAAGCUUAUCAAUUAUUAAUGAGUGUUUGAAUGCUUAUUUAUACUAGUCGAAUUGGUUUUCUUUUAUGUACCGCAGGACGUGUACAGGUUAUAUAUAAUCCGUGAAGAAAUAAUUAGAUUAAAGUUGUAUAUCCCCUUUCUCUGUUUAUAACCUAUAUAUAAUCCAUCUUUUUUAAAAUAUCUAACUUAACGUAAUGUCAAAAUUUAAAUAAUAGGCCAACACUUUUUUUAAAUCAACACCGUCAUAAAAAUGUAAUCAACAUGGUUCUAAUUCCAACAUAGAUUUUAUCUCUUUACUGUAUAUUAUUUCUGGGGGGCAGUAUCCUUACCCAUUCAUUCCAUACUUCAUGUCGUUUGGUUUCCAUUUUUUAGAUACAAUAUUUCUCUGUCGAUUUUUACCAUUUAUGUUAUUGGUUUCUGCUUCAUUUAGCUUUCCCGUAUAGUCCAUUAUAAAUAACCCGCUAUUUUUACCACCCUUAUUGCAAGCUUUGUGAAGCAAGAAUCGCAGAUCAACCAACUGUUCCGGUCGUAAGGCAGUCGGAUUAUAAUUACUCAUUCCGCACAUAACAUCGCGCGCAAACUCCAUUCUCUUACAAUGUGACUUGCUCCCUGUCCAUCUGUCUUUGAUACCACCCGAUGCUUUUCCGACAUAUACUUGCGUUCUGAAGUCUUCUUCCUCCUCCUCCUCCUCCUCCUCCUCCUCCUCCUCCUCCUCUUUCUCCUUCUCGAUAUCGAAGUCGUCUUCCUCAAGUACUGCCCAGUAAAGAUGCUCUCCAUUGGGAAAGCUUCUACUAUCACAUAGCUUUGAAUUUUUCGUAAUAUAAUCUUUCAGCUUCUCGUUUGAUAUCCAGUCUAUGUUAACAUUUGUCGCAGUCACUUUAAAUGCAUUAUUAUUCCAUUCCCAUUUCGUCCACGUAACCUGGCUGACCUGCUUUUUGCUGCCCUUUUUGCUGAUGUUCGCUGACGUCUCUGUGCGGACAUAAACAGGGGGACAAAGUUCUUUGUAAGUGAAACGGCGAAUUUCAAACAAUUGUGGCCGUGCGUGGUAGAGCCUAGAAAUCACGUGUGCUCUUCUUGUGUUGUACGUCAUAACGUUUUCACCUCCGGCGUCGACUAUGUCCUUACAAAAUCUAUAGAAACUAAACUGAUAAGGAUCUCCGGUUGCUGUGUGCCAUUCCAGUUCGUACUGUUUUUCAAAAAGGUUUUGCACCUUCGCUUUAGUCGCAUCUCCUUUGGCUACGAGGAUGCUGGCGAGGUCUCGCGGAGAUUUGUAUUGUCGAACAGGAAAAUUAGCGGCAUUUACACUAUUUGUUUCCAAUUUUUCUCUUAAGGCAUUGUAGAAUUCGUCAGUUAAAGGGAGUGGUAUUUCCAAUAGAGAUGACCUGCCAAGUGCUCUCACUGCAUUUCUGUGUAUUCGUAAACGACGUAAAUCUUGGACAAGUUUCGAAAUAUGUGAUGCUUCAUUUCCGUCUACAUUUUGUGCCAUUUUGAGAACUAUAUCUGCCGAUAGAUACUCUCAAAGAGAUUAGCAACACCGAAUGAACGCAUCAAGCUUUGAAAAAUGUACAUAUAAACAUUUAAAACCUUAUACAACUGCUUUGUGUAUAUAGCCAACCGUCCAAUAAACACUCGAAGUUAGAGCGUUGUUUACACAGGUGAAUAGACAUGGACGCAAACUGUUAUCAGGAAUCAUAGUAACGAAAACAGUUUGUUCACCUAAGCGUCCAAAAAUAAGCUUCUGAAGAAGUUUCUUAUACAUUGAAAAUAUAAGUAUUUCAAUGCCAAUUUUAAAUCAUCCUAUGCCAAACACGCAGCAAAUUAGGUUAUCGUAUAUGAAGGGUGGGGUCCCGUUUUCUCCAAUAUGAAAAAUAUUAAAAUCAAAUCGAACCCCAUAGGGUUCUGUUGAACCUCAUAACUUUGCCAAAAUCUGGACAAACAAUUUUAGAUUGAGAUUUAAAUAAAGAAACACAGCGCUUCCGUCUCUUUCGUAUGUUUCUACGAAACCUUAAUUAUAUGCCCACCCUUCGUCUGGUGGCACAUACGCUUGGGGAGUUUUAUAACGAAGCGUUUCGUGAAAUCCCAUAAUUUGGCCAAUCUUUAGUUUUUGCAGCUAUAUAUCAUGAUCAAAUAAAUUUUAUCGUAUCCUGAAAGGGCUAACUUAAAUUUUGAUAUAUUACAACAAAGAUUUUUAUGCAGUAUUAACUGAGACAUCAAUGUUUUAAAUCGAACAAGCAUUAUUAACAAAUUUAAAAAUGUCCAUAAAAUGGCCUAUUAAACUAAUUUCAGUACAGUUGCCAUUCGCUGAUGAUUAUUGGGUAUUUCAUUGAAGCCAACUAAAUCAUUUCCCAUUGAGUUUUCAAUUUUGCAGCCUCGCAAGCCAUAGUCUUUACAGUUUUGUUGAUAUUUCUUAACUUUGGGAAAUUAAAGCACAAACAAAUGACAAACAUGCACCUAAGAAACAUAUAAGACAAUAUCGUGACUUGAAGCUUUCGCAUUAACAAACUAUCGAAUUGGCAGUAAACACUCUGCAUGUCACCAAAAAGAGGCAAUGGACUUUAGGACAAGCUUUUUUUUCAGUUGAUGAAAUAUUACCACAACUAAAGCGAUAGCAAGCUUAUCCAUGCAGGUUCAACUUAAUAGGCCAUUUUAUAGCAUUGUCAAAAAUGCUUGUUCGAUCACAGGCGGUCCAAUCUCACAAGGGUUAGUAUAGUAAUGUAUAUUAUAGUAAAAAUAUGUCAUAAAAUAUAAAUUUUAAAAUGAAAUUUACUUGCCUAUUUGAUAGUGUGUGUUCUCUUUUUAUUCCUCCUUUGUUGGACUAAUAUUUUCCGAGACUUUGCACCAGUGGCGGACAUUUUAUGAAAUAUUCGGGAGGGCUCCGCUCGUGCUUUCGGCACGAGAAUUCUAAAGACGUCCGGGGGCAUGCCCCCCUCCCCGGGAAAAUUUUUAAAAUUUGAAUCCCGGAAAUGGCAUUUGCAGCAUUCUGAGAACAUAUUUUGUAAAAAGCUUUAGGUUUUUAAAAUACUGUGUUGAUGGUGCAUUUUGAUAUAAAUCAUAUGUUACGCAUAAAAACGAACAUUUCAGAGAAAACAUUAUUAUUUAGAUUUGGGAAUGGAAUUGCAAGGUGGUUUAAUUUAACACGCAAAUUUCAGUCAGUGAAAUUUACUAGUUGAGUCGGUUCUCUUUGAUGUACCGCGGGAUAUAUACAGGUUAUAACACGUGAAUAAAUAAUUAGAUUAAAGUUUAUACCCCCUUUCUCGGUUUAUAACCUAUACAUAAUACAUCUUUUUUAAAAUAUCUAUUUUAUCCUGGUGUCAAGCUUUAGAUAAUAGGCCAACACUUCUUUUAAAUCAACACCGUCUUAUUUUUAUCUCGUUAGAUUAUUUCUUGGGAGCAGUGUCCCUUAUACCCAUUGUAAAUAGAUUAAUUAACGUCCAUUCAUUCCAUACUUCAUGUUUUUUGGUUUCCAAUGAUUAGACACAAUAUUCUCCUCACCAUUAAUUGUUUUACCUUUUAUGUUGUUUCGUUCUGCUGUAUCCAGGUCUCCCUCAUAGUGCAUUAUAAAUAACCCGCUAUUUUUACCACCCUUAUUACAAGCUUUGUGAAGCAAGAAUCGUAGAUCAACCAACUGUUCCGGUCGUAGGGCGGUCGGAUUAUAAUUUACCAUUCCGCACAUAACAUCGCGCGCGAACUCCAUUCUCUUACAAUGUGACUUGCUUCCUGUCACCCAUCUGUUUUUGAUACCCUUCUUUGCCCUUCCGACAUAUACUUGUGUUCCGAAAUCCUCGUCCUCGUCCUCGUCCUCCCCCUCGUCCCCCCCUUCGUCCUCCCCCUCGUCCUCCACCUCGUCCUCCCCCUCGUCAUCAUCCUCAUCGUCCUCAUCCUCGUUAUCGAAGUCGUCUUCCUCAAGUACUGCCCAGUAAAGUUGGCUUUCAUUGGGAAAACUUCCACUAUCAUGUAUCUUUGAAUUUUGCGUAAUAUAUGUUUUUAGCUGAUCGUUUGAUAUCCAGUCUAUGUGAACAUUUUUGUUAUUCGAUGUAAAUGCAUUAUUAUCCCAUUUCCAUUUUCUCCAAGUUACCCGGUAACUCCGGCCCUUUCCUUUGCCACCCUUUCCUUUGCUGCUCUUUUUGUUUAUUUGCGUUCUCGUGCGGACAUAAACAGGGGGACAAAGUUUCUUGAAAGUCAGACGACGAAUUUCAAGCAAUUGUUGCUGUGCGUAGUAGAGCCUUGAAAUCACGUGUGCCCUUCUUGUUUGAUACGUCCUAACGUUAUUGGUAUUAGCUGGAUCUAUGUCUUUACAAAAUCCAUAGAAACUAAACUGAUCAGGAUCCCCGGUUGCUGUGUGCCAUUUCAAUUCGUACUGUUUUUCAAAAAGUUUUUGCACUGUUGCUUUAGUCGCAUCUCCUUUUUCCACGAGGAUGCUGGCAAGGUCUCGCGGAGAUCUGUAGUGUUGUAGGGUUGGAGUAUCAGUAUAAACAUUUGUUUCCAAUUUUUCUUUGAAAUCAUCGUAGAAUUCGUCAGUUAAAUUAAAUGGCAUUUCCAAUAGAUACGUGCUGUCAAGUACUCUCCCUGCAUUUCUUUUUAUUCUUAAAUGUCGUAAAUCUUGGGUAAUUUCCAAAAUAUGUGCUUCAUUUUGCGCCAUUUUGCGGACUAAAUCUGCCGAUAGAUAUCCUCAAAGAGACUACCAACACCGAAUGAACGCAUCAAGCUUUGAAAAAUGUACAUAUAAACAUUUAAAACCUCAUACACCUGCUCUAUUUAUAUAGCCAACCGUCCAAUAAAACUCGAAGUUAGAGCGUUGUUUAUACAUAGGUGCACGGAUGGACGCAAACUGUUAUCAGGAACCACAGUAACAGCUCUAUGUAUAUAGCCAACCGUCCAAUAAAAACUCAAAGUUUGAGCGUUGUUUACGCGGAUUGGCGCAAACUAUUAUCAGGCACCAUAGUAACGGCUUUAUGUAUAUAGCCAAUCGUCCAAUAAAAACUGCAAAUUUCACCGCCUUUGUCAGAAGCUAAAUAUUAUAAUUUAAUAUUUUAAUAAAGUUUCUAGAAUUUUUUAUUAAAUUUAUAAUUUCCUUGUAGUCGUGUUAUAUAACCUGUUUGCUAUAUCUAUAUGAUUCGUCUGCCGAGUAGACUGUUCACAGUUGUUGGAUAUAUACAUAUAUUGGUUUCUUACUGGACCUCUAGGAAGAACAGUUUAGAACUGAUAGAGCUAUCCAGUAUAAAUAAAGUUAGUUUAGUUUAGGUUUCAUUCUGUAGUAACACUGGACCAACAAGAGAUGAUCCUUACAGGACCUCUAGGAAGAACAGUUUAGAACUGAUAGAGCUAUCCAGUAUAAAUAAAGUUAGUUUAGUUUAGGUUUCCUCCUGUAGUAAUACUGGAUCAAUAAGAGAUGACUCUUAUAACUGGACCUCUAGGGAGAACAAUUUAGAACUGAUAGAGCUAUCCAGUAUAAAUAAAGUUAGUUUAGUUUAGGUUCCUCCUGUAGUAACACUGGAUCGAUAAGAGAUGACCCUUACAGGACCUCUAGGAAGAACAGUUUAAAACUGAUAGAGCUAUAUCCAGUAUAAAUAAAGUUAGUUUAGUUUAGGUUUUCUCCUGUAGUAACACUGGAUCAAUAAGAGAUGACUCUUACUGGACCUCAAGGAAGAAUAAUUUAGAACUGAUAGAGCUAUCCAGUAUAAAUAAAGUUAGUUUAGUUUAGGUUUUCUCCUGUAGUAACACUGGAUCAAUAAGAGAUGACUCUUACUGGACCUCAAGGAGGAAUAAUUUAGAACUGAUAGAACUAUCCGAAAUAAGUAAAGUGGUCUUCAUGAAUCUAAUGAUAAUUUUAGGUUCAAGUAACCUUGUCAGUCCCAGUAAAAACGGAGGUAUGUGUGGCAUAUUCCUAUACACCCCCUUUGUUCUGGAAUUACACUGUUUGUUUUUUGUUCUAAAGUUCCAAAUGUUUUUCUGUGGUACCUGCAGUAAUUUCACCUCGUUUAAGUAUAUUCUUAUUUUCCUAACUGUUUUUUUCAGAUUCUUGUCCAACAUCUUGCGUUGUUCUUUCAUACUGGUUCAAAACUUAUUUCAAACGUCGCAGGUAGGGUAUACAACCUUCAUUAAACCUCUGAAUUUUGUUCGUUGUUCGUUGAAAUAAAUAAUGCUUAUAGAUAAAAGUGUACGAUAGCGUAAAGCCUGCUUCACACUGGUCGUAAUUCAUUUGCGAUCCAUUGUAUUCUUUUCCGACACACAAAGCAUUUUACACACCAAUGAUCACAGACAAUGGAAAUCCCCGAUUCUUACGACCAGUGUGAACCAGGCAUAAACCUCUUUCGAAGAACUCUGAGAAUGCGCAUACUUUCGCCAACAAAUUAAUUUAUCUAUCAUUCAUAAAUUAUACAUUGUUACUAAUUACGUAUUCAGUUUAUUUUGCUUGGCAAAGCAAGACAAAUGUUUGCUGAUUUCUCAUCUAAUAUAAUAGACCUAUUCCCUAAUGAACAAAAUUUUGAUCGAAACAAGUCUAGACAAAAAUUUCAUCACAGCUUGAAAGAGCAUCACAAAAUUAGUAAUAUUCCCAAGUUUCGUUGCGAAAUGUUGUAAAAUGCGGAUAAUAUAUCACUGCGAAGUUUGCCGUUUUUCAGUCAUUAUAUAGAGAGUUUUAGCUUGACGUUUAACGUCAAACGUCAAACCGCUAACGAAGUUUUUGAUUUUACAACUCUAUUAUAACAGCUUUUACACCAAUUUAGAAAUAUAAACAAAAAUUAAACUUGUGCUUUUUAGCAAUGAUUUAAAAGAAAGCAAAUUAACCACUAGUCACGUAUUCCCGAAAGCAGUAAAUUAAGAUUUGGCGUUUGAAGUUGACGUUUGGCGUAUAAAUUUCAUGCUUGAACUGCUAUGAGGGCUUGUGUAGUCGUUAAAGCAUGAAAUUUAUACGCCAAACGUAAACUUCAAACGCCAAAUCAUAUUUUACUGCUUUCGCGAAUACGUGACUAGUGGUUAAUUUGCUUUCUUUUAAAUCAUUGCUAAAGAGCACAAGUUUAAUAAUUGUUUAUAUUUCAAAAUUGGUGUUAAAGCUGUUAUAAUAGAGUUGUAAAAUCAAAAACUUCGUUAGCGGUUUGACGUUUGCCAUAAACGUCAAGCUAAAACUCUGUAUUUUGUAUUACGCGCGGGAAAUUGAUACCUUUUUUCAGAAAGCGGUAUCAAUUUCCCGUGCGCGUAAUGCAAAAUGACUGAAAAAUGGCAACAGACUACAGAAACAGAAAUGGGAAGGUUCUUGUAUUUUCACUAUAAGUUCUGUCGGGCUGACAAACAACGGCACACACAGACACAUUCGUAGUGUCAUCAUGUAAACGCAUCGUCAUUCAUUUUCAGAUCUUCCUAAUGAGCCCGUAGAUCUCGUCAUUCACGCGCUGUUUUCACCGGAAGAGGAAUCCACCAAUCAAAUGUCACCCCAGCUGACGUCAGUCAAUCAAUGGGCCAAUGACAAUAAAGCACCGGUCUUGUUACUAGACCCUUGCUCUCGAUCAAGAAUGCUGGGUGGGUAUCGUUUGUAAACGUAGGGCCACAGUUUAGACAGUUUUCUUCAACGAGCUGCUUCUAUGAUAGCAGGCUUGCCCGAUUUUAGGAGCCGCCUGUCAUGCAGGCUACUUCUGUGACAGUUGAGUUAACUCUCGUGUAAACUCUCGCAUCCUUAUUUUACCAACACUAUCGCAAUGGCGGACAAACUUCGCAAAAUUUUUUGGGGGGGGAGGGGGGGGGAUUUAGGUUGCCAACAUAUGACCUUUGUUCCUUAAAUUUUUUGCCUUAAAUUUUUUUAAAUAUUUAGCUUAAUUUAUAGCCACCAAUGCUUUUGUGUUUGAAAAAAAUUAUUGUUCCAGCUUUGUUAUACCCAGUUAUUCGGCAAGUAUUCAAAGGCUUUAGAAAUUAUUGGCGGGGGGGUGGGGGGUGGGGUGGAUGGUUGCCCUUCUUCAGUAUAUUUACUCUUGUAAGCAUGAGCAUUAAAAAAUCCCAACAAUGUCUUUCAGGAGUGGAAUCAAAGUGGUCAUUAUCGUUUGGACUACCCCUUGUAAGUAAUCUUUUACUUAUUUUAGUUUUACAUCAACCAUACUGACAGUUACAGUAGAUAGCUCUAUCAGUUCUAAACUGUUCUCCCUGGAGGUCCAGUAAGGAUCAUCUCUUAUUGAUCCAGUGUUACUACAGAAGGAAACCUAAACUAAACUAACUUUAUUUAUACUGGAUAGCUCUAUCAGUUCUAAAUUGUUCUUCCUAAAGGUCCAGUAAGUAUCAUGAUCUCUUAUUGAUCCAGUGUUACUACAGGCGGAAACCUAAACUAAACUUUAUUUAUACUGGAUAGCUCUAUCAGUUCUACUAGAAAACUGUUCUCCCUCAGCUAGAGAUUCACUAAGAAACCGAUGUUACUGGACUAUUAUAAUAUAUAUUGGAUAUAUGUAAGACCCUGCAUGAAAUCUGUCUGCUUUGAUUUCUGUCUGUCUGUCAUAAACUUACAAUGAUGUUUAUCGUAUUGUUUGUCAAUCUGUCUGAGGUCCUCAUUUCAUAUUUUAUAGAUAGACGUACCAAGCGAAUGUCGCACGUACCUAGCAGAUCUGGGCAUACCAAAAGGAAUUUACAGUGCGGUGAACAUCAACUAUACUUCGCCUUUUGGAGAUAAAUUUGUAAUUGCCUUGAACCAUUGAAAGGUUUGUAACGAGAUUUGUACAGUUGUGUGAAAUAGAGUUGUGUGACUUUGUACAAAUCGUAUCGAUUGUUUUAAUUCCGUUAUUCCACAAGACGCGCAAACAUUCCAACCGUCCCGUUUUACCCGGGACUGUCCCGGUUUGGACUAUGUUGUCCCGAU
Paramuricea clavata is the source of this 11294-nucleotide messenger RNA. The record is from the annotation of a GenBank genome assembly. NCBI's taxonomy places the organism in Eukaryota, Metazoa, Cnidaria, Anthozoa, Malacalcyonacea, Plexauridae.